This is a messenger RNA of Closterium sp. NIES-67, 245 nucleotides long. The record is from the annotation of a GenBank genome assembly. NCBI's taxonomy places the organism in Eukaryota, Viridiplantae, Streptophyta, Zygnematophyceae, Desmidiales, Closteriaceae.
GAUGGUGAUGGGUGGUGUUGCGAUCGGAGAGAGGUGGAGGUGGAAUGAGAAGGUGGUGAAGGGGGGAGAUGGUAGUGAGGAAGAGGAAAAGGAAGAAAAAGAGGAGGAAGAGGAGUUAGAUGAUGGGGGGGAGGAUGAAGAGGAGGAAAGUGCGAAGGAACGCGAGCGAUGGAGAGAGAGAGGUGAGGAGAGCACAGCCACGGGUGGUGAAUGGAAUGGGUAACGAAGAGGAAAGAAGUAAUGGG